Molecule: messenger RNA, 2057 nt
Organism: Mandrillus leucophaeus (drill)
Lineage: Eukaryota; Metazoa; Chordata; Mammalia; Primates; Cercopithecidae
Gene: ALG1
Product: ALG1, chitobiosyldiphosphodolichol beta-mannosyltransferase
Exons: 13
Coding region: 496-1557 (353 amino acids)
Cellular component (GO): endoplasmic reticulum
Molecular function (GO): mannosyltransferase activity
Source: RefSeq, a predicted model, not a curated record
GCCAAAAUGGCGGCGUCCUGGUUGGUCUUGCUGGCGCUGUGUCUGCUGUUGCUGCUGCUGCUGCUGGGAGGAUGGAAGCGCUGGAGGCGGAGGCGGGCGGCCCGGCAUGUAGUAGCCGUGGUGCUGGGCGACGUGGGCCGCAGCCCCCGUAUGCAGUACCACGCGCUGUCUUUGGCCAUGCACGGCUUCUCGGUGACCCUCCUGGGGUUCUGCAGUGAGUGGCCAAGGGUCUCGGAGGGAGGAUGCACUCUCAUCCUUUGAUGCUCGGUUCUAACCGCCCUGGGGAGUCGAGGCGGCAGUGCUCCUUUUGUCGCCGCCUUUGGGCAGCUCUCCGAGAUUGGAGGAGCGGGUUCUGCCCAGCCUUUCCUGGACUCCAAACCCCAUGAUGAGCUCCUGCAGAACAACAGAAUUCAGAUUGUGGGGCUGACAGAACUUCAGAGUCUUGCAGUUGGGCCCCGAGUUUUCCAGUACGGAGUCAAAGUUGUAUUUCAGGCUAUGUACUUGCUGUGGAAGUUGAUGUGGAGGGAGCCAGGUGACUAUAUCUUUCUCCAGAACCCCCCAGGUCUGCCUAGCAUUGCUGUGUGCUGGUUCGUGGGCUGCCUUUGUGGAAGCAAGCUCGUCAUUGACUGGCACAACUAUGGCUACUCCAUCAUGGGUCUGGUGCAUGGCCCCAGCCACCCCCUCGUUCUGCUGGCCAAGUGGUACGAGAGGUUCUUUGGGCGCCUGUCCCACCUGAACCUGUGCGUUACCAAUGCCAUGCGGGAAGACCUGGCGGAGAACUGGCGCAUCAGGGCUGUGACUGUCUACGACAAGCCGGCAUCUUUCUUUAAAGAGACACCUCUGGAUCUGCAGCACCGGCUCUUCAUGAAGCUGGGCCGCACGCACUCUCCGUUCAGGGCCCGCUCAGAACCUGAGGACCCAGCCACGGAGCGGUCGGCCUUCACAGAGCGGUACGCUGGGAGCGGGCUGGUGACGCGUCUCCGCGAGCGGCCGGCCCUGCUGGUCAGCAGCACGAGCUGGACAGAGGACGAAGACUUCUCCAUCCUGCUGGCAGCUUUAGAAAAGUUUGAACAACUGAUUCUUGAUGGACACAACCUUCCUUCUCUCGUCUGUGUGAUAACAGGCAAAGGGCCUCUGAGGGAGUAUUACGGCCGCCUCAUCCAGCAGAAGUGUUUCCAGCGCGUCCAGGUCUGCACACCCUGGCUGGAGGCCGAGGACUACCCCCUGCUUCUAGGGUCGGCCGACCUGGGUGUCUGUCUGCACACGUCCUCCAGUGGCCUGGACCUGCCCAUGAAGGUGGUGGACAUGUUCGGGUGCUGUUUGCCUGUGUGUGCCGUGAACUUCAAGUGUUUACAUGAGCUGGUGAAGCAUGAAGAAAACGGCCUAGUCUUUGAGGACUCAGAGGAACUGGCAGCUCAGCUGCAGAUGCUUUUCUCAAACUUUCCUGAUCCUGCGGGCAAGCUAAACCAGUUCCGGAAGAACCUGCGGGAGUCGGAGCAGCUCCGAUGGGAUGAGAGCUGGGUGCAGACUGUGCUCCCUUUGGUUAUGGACACAUGACUCCUGGGCCAGAGGCUAAAACCCCAGGACCCCGGCUGCCCUCCCUACAGCUUCUUGGGAGUCUCAGGGCAAACCCUUUCAAGCAGCGCCUCCCAGUGGCCAGUAGCUGAAAUGACGGCAGUGGUGCCGCCUGGUGAAUGAAUUGGUUGGGACCCCGGAAGCUGUGGUUGGCCCUGAUUUCUUUGGAGGCUCGGAAACAUUUCCUGUCUUCUGUUCUUCACGCCCCAUGCCCCUGCUGGCGUAUUACUGUUCUGUGACUUCCCCAUGACCUCUGCAGGACUCCUCCUCCUGUGUUUGGUCUCCAGGUGUCGCCUUUCUGCCGUGUUCCUAACGUUUUGAUUCCUGUCUUGAAAAAAAGCACCGGCUGCACCGUAAGCCCAGGGAUGUGGCAGCUGCAGCGGGCUUGGCUUUGUGAGGAACCGAGUGUGUCCAUGUUGGGGGACAUCAUACUUGAUACACACGUUUUUAUUUGCGCAAAGAAAAUGCUAUUUUUGGAGCCA